This is a messenger RNA of Hydra vulgaris (swiftwater hydra), 633 nucleotides long. RefSeq lists its product as uncharacterized. NCBI's taxonomy places the organism in Eukaryota, Metazoa, Cnidaria, Hydrozoa, Anthoathecata, Hydridae. The record is from RefSeq and is a predicted model, not a curated record.
AUGAACCAAAAUCACACUAUCAAUAAAUUAAAAUUUACAGUUGACAGAUUUAAACAUAAUCAAGCCCAUUUUGAAUUUUAUACUGGCUUUGAAUCAUACAAUCUAUUUAAAGUUCUACUAGAAUAUUUAGAACCUGCUGCAAGCAAACUUAUAUAUUGGGGGUCAAAUACAGACCUUGAUAAAACAACAGAUUUUAAUUGCAAUAAAAAGGGAAGAGUACGCAUAAUGAGUUCAGAGUCUGAAUUAUUUUUAGUUUUAACGAGAUUUCGACUUGGCCUUUUAAUUGAAGACAUGGCGCUGCGCUUUGACAUAUCCUCAAGUCAUGUUAGUAGAAUCAUAGUUACAUGGACUGACUUUUUGCAUUCUCAAAUGCGUAUGCUACCAAUUUGGGCAACAAAACAAACUGUAAAAGAAAAAAAUCCAAAGUGUUUUAAAGAAAAAUAUGAAUCAACAAGGGUUAUUUUAGACUGCACUGAACUAUUUAUUGAAAUGCCUACAUCUUUUCGAAGCCAGUCUGCAACUUUUUUUAAUUAUAAACAUAAAAAUACAGGGAAAGGAUUAAUUGGAGUAGCACCAAAUGGAGCCAUAACUUUUGUUUCUGAUUUAUACUGUGGUCGUUUUUCGGACAAAUAA